CUCUCGGGGCGGAAGGGGCGUGGCUCCGAGAACGGAGUGGCCGGGACCCGGAAGUGCGGGCUCACGUGCUCCCGCCCUCUCGGAGGUCUCGGAUAAGAAUGGCCCUGGAAGAGAAGAACAAACGGAAGAAAAAGAGGAGUGCGCGGGAGGGAGAGAACCCGGAGGACGGCGCUUGUGGGAAUCUGGCAGGAGACUAUGAGGUUGGACAAGUCGCCAGUAGUUUAUUCAACGGCAAGCGGCCCUCCAGAGGCAGCACGGGUCGGCUGGCUUCCCUCUUCGGCUCUUUGGAGCCUCAGCUUCAACCCGUGUAUGUGCCUGUUCCUGAAGAAACCACCAAAAAAAGGAAACGGGAUGAGGAGGAAGAAAAUUCAUCCCAAAUCCAAAGACCGUUUUUGCAAGAACCUGCCAAAAAAAUGAAACUGAAGAAGAAACUGUCUGAUGCAGACCGAAAGUUGGCAAACAGAGAAAAUGCUUUAGCAAUUGCUGAUUUAGAAGAAGAAAUUCACCAGAAACAAGGGAAGAAAAGGAAAAAUUCUCAAUCUGGUGUUAAAAUUGCCGAUAAAGAAGUACUUGAUGAUGUAGAUCACACAGCUGUAAAUCAAAGAAAGAAAAUUCAAACCAACCAAGAAGAGAGAUUAAAGAAUGAGAGAACUGUGUUUGUUGGGAAUUUGCCUGUUACCUGUAAUAAGAAGAAGCUGAAGUCAUUUUUUAAAGAGUACGGACAGAUAGAAUCUGUACGAUUUCGUUCUCUGAUUCCAGCAGAGGGAAUUUUGUCCAAAAAGUUGGCAGCAAUAAAACGUAAAAUUCAUCCUGAUCAGAAAAAUAUUAACGCUUAUGUUGUGUUUAAGGACGAGAGUGCUGCUACAAAAGCACUGGAAAGAAAUGGGGCCCAAAUUGCAGAUGGAUUUCGUGUUAGAGUGGAUCUUGCAUCUGAGACCUCAUCUAGGGACAAGAGAUCUGUAUUUGUGGGGAAUCUCCCAUACAAAGCUGAAGAAUCUGCGGUUGAGAAACACUUUCUGGACUGUGGGAACACUGUGGCUGUAAGGAUCGUGCGGGAUCAAGUUACAGGAGCCAGCAGAGGCUUUGGCUACGUGCUCUUUGAGGAAAGCUCCCCAAUGGGUUACCACUAACCGGGUCAAGACAUCUGACCAUCUUUAAGGCUCUUAGUACGUAUGACCAGCGGCUUUGAAGAAACGUGGUCACAGCCUGCCAUCAUGACUGUGAUGUAGUUAUCUCACUGUUUCUCUGCUCUGUCUUCUGACUAUUGAUAAGUUUGUAAAGUCCUUUAACAGACAUGUCAUGAAUAUUCAGGGUGGUUAGCAUUUAGUGGCUCUCUAUUAGAAUAAAAGAAUAAUAGAAUUUUGGGCCUAAAGGGAACCCUACAAGGCAUCUAGUCUGACUGAUCCAUCUCAAGGACUGUAAUAGAGAGUUCUCUGCUCUCAAAUCAACUAAUACAGCAGGGUUUUUUCAGGAAGAGCCUUGUGAAGAGGAGGCUUAUUGGUUUAAAAGACACUAUAGGACUGACCUUGUUAAUUGAAUUUACAUUGAGAAAAAUGAAGCCUCUUGGAUUGUGACUUAUCUGAUUAUUUGACAGGGCAGCUUGAGUGCUUCCUGGGGAGAAACUCAUGAGAGGGAGCAUGAUUAAAACUACAAGAACAGCUGCUUGUAGUUCAGUACUUUGGAUUGGACUUCUUGGCUGUGGAAAUGAGAGGGGUUUCUAUAUGCAAGCUUGAAAGUUGUUCUAAUCCAGAAAAGUCACCAUUUUACUUGUUUCUUUGCACAUGAGUUUCUGGUGAAAAUUUAGUAUUUUGAUUUUUAUUGCAGAAUACAGAUGCUGUUCAUCUUGCUCUGAAAUUAAAUAACUCUGAACUGAUGGGAAGAAAACUCAGAGUCAUGCGUUCUGUCCAUAAAGAAAAA
Molecule: messenger RNA, 1917 nt
Organism: Aethalodelphis obliquidens (Pacific white-sided dolphin)
Lineage: Eukaryota; Metazoa; Chordata; Mammalia; Artiodactyla; Delphinidae
Gene: RBM34
Product: RNA binding motif protein 34
Exons: 11
Coding region: 99-1130 (343 amino acids)
Biological process (GO): maturation of LSU-rRNA from tricistronic rRNA transcript (SSU-rRNA, 5.8S rRNA, LSU-rRNA)
Cellular component (GO): nucleolus
Molecular function (GO): rRNA binding
Source: RefSeq, a predicted model, not a curated record